UUCCAGGACAGCUGAGGAGCUGUUAAUGUGAGCGGCGCGUUCCUGUUCAUCUCACCUGUAACACUGAGCCGUUUCAACCCGCUGAGAGCAGGGUUCGUGUCAUGGGCGACAAGAAGAGCCCUACAAGGCCAAAGAGGCAGUCCAAGCCGUUCUCCGAUGAUGGGUUCUGGGACUGCAGCGUGUGCACCUUCAGGAACAGCGCUGAGGCGUUCAAGUGCAUGAUGUGUGACGUCAGGAAGGGGACGUCAACUCGAAAGCCACGGCCUGUUUCUCAGCUUGUGGCACAGCAAGUUAAUCAGCAGUUUGCAUCACCAACACAUCCCAAAAAAGAGAAGAAGGAAAAAUCAGAGAAGGACAAAAGUGACAAAGAACCCACAUUGAAAAGAAAAAACUAUAGAAAGAAGGGGCCCAGAUUAAAAAACAUAGACAGGAGCAGCGCCCAGCAUCUGGAGGUCACAGUUGGAGACUUGACUGUAAUUAUCACAGACUUUAAAGAGAAAGUCAAGCCCGUUUCUUCCUUGGCGAGCGUUGCCUCUGCAGACCAACACAGUCAAAGCGGCUCGAGCUCGGACAACGCUGAACGGGGGGUCUCCAGGUGCUCCUCGCCUCGCGGGGAAGGCUCCUCAAUUAACGGGGAGACUCGCUAA
Molecule: messenger RNA, 647 nt
Organism: Nematolebias whitei (Rio pearlfish)
Lineage: Eukaryota; Metazoa; Chordata; Actinopteri; Cyprinodontiformes; Rivulidae
Product: YY1-associated factor 2
Exons: 4
Coding region: 102-647 (181 amino acids)
Biological process (GO): positive regulation of DNA-templated transcription
Cellular component (GO): nucleus
Molecular function (GO): DNA binding; transcription coregulator activity
Source: RefSeq, a predicted model, not a curated record